AUGAAAAAGCUUAAGGAGAAUCCGAAGUUGGAUCCUGGUGGUUUUAGGGAUGAGAUAUGUAGAACAUUAAGGUGUAAGGUCUCGAUGUCGAAGGCAUAUAGAGCUAGGAGGAAAGCUUUAGACUUGUUGCACGGGUCUAAUGUGGAGCAGUAUGGCUUGUUGGGGGACUACUGUAAUGAGAUUGAGAGAUGUAAUCCAGGCACUUCUCUGUCUUUGAAACUUAUAGAUGAUGAAGAGUCUGGAGUACAACGGUUUCAAAGGAUAUAUGUUUUUCUUUCUGCAUGCAAGAGAGGCUUCCUUGAAGGCUGUAGGCUGGUGGUAGGUGUGGAUGGUUGUUGGCUUAAGGAUAGCUUUGGAGGGCAGUUGUUAAGUGUUGUGGGUAUUGAUGCAAACCACAAUAUUUUUCCUAUAGUAUACGCUAUGGUUGAGGUUGAGAACAAAGAUAGUUGGCUGUGGUUCUUAGAGCGGUUGAAGAGGGAUUUGGAUAUUGAAGAUGGACAUAAUUGGACGUUCAUGAGUGAUAAGCAGAAGGGACUGAUUCCUGCUUUCGAAUCCAUUUUGCCCCAGGCUGAGAAUCGGUUUUGUGUGAGACAUUUACAUACAAACAUGAAACGUGAUGGGUAUACAGGCAUUGUAGUGAAGAGGCUGUUAUGGGCAGCAGCUAAAGCUACCACCAUUCCGGAGUUUAAACGAAGGAUGGAGGAAAUGAAAAAGGCUUCUGAAGAUUUUUAUUAUGAAGCGAAAGAUAAGCCAAUUAUUUCCAUGUUAGAGAAGAUAAGAAACUUGUUGAUGGUGAGGAUGCAGUUGAAUCGGGAGAAAGCUGAAAAAUUGGACGAUUCACUUUGUCUGAAAAUAAUGAAAAUAAUGAAGAAAAGGAUGGAAGAGGCUUCUGAAUUCAUUCCAAUGAGAAGUGAUGAUUGGAAUUUUCAGAUUACUGGAUCUUUGGACCAACAUACAGUUAAUGUGAGGGAUAGAAUAUGUAGUUGCAGGAAAUGGGACUUCACAUACAUUCCAUGUAAGCAUGCAGUCUCUGCAAUUUGGUGUAGAUGA
Molecule: messenger RNA, 1050 nt
Organism: Andrographis paniculata
Lineage: Eukaryota; Viridiplantae; Streptophyta; Magnoliopsida; Lamiales; Acanthaceae
Exons: 2
Coding region: 1-1050 (349 amino acids)
Molecular function (GO): zinc ion binding
Source: RefSeq, a predicted model, not a curated record